Messenger RNA from Cladocopium goreaui, 2877 nucleotides. Lineage: Eukaryota; Dinophyceae; Suessiales; Symbiodiniaceae. The record is from the annotation of a GenBank genome assembly.
AUGGAUGAAGGUCUUGCAGAUCCCCAUUGGCGCCACUUCGCUGCAGCCUGCUUCACCUUGCGGGCGCGUCGAGACACCGACGGCGCCAGAGUGGUGGUGUCUGCAGCUUUGGCGGCCGUGAUGGAUGCCUUGCUUCGGCGGUGUUUGACCGACUCCUUGCACGGAUCUUUGGCAUCCAGGCACUAUGCUGGCCUGGCACAAGGGCCCUGCCAAGCCUUCGGCCGGGAAGCUCAGCUCCAAUUCCAGGGGAAGUUCCAGUGGCACCAGAGUACCAAGCUUUGCUGGCACUCAGAUCCUGCGCAUAUGCGCACCUUGGUCUUGGACUACUUCCACAGUACCUUGGCGAUGAGUCCAGUCACGGGUCGUUUUGGUGGGCCGAGUUUGUGCAAACAGGAAGGUGUGAGCCGAUGCGUGGCAGAAGAUCACAUGAUUUUCUCCUUUGACAAAACAAUGACUUGCAGCGCAGGCGAUACUGCUUUGGUCGAACAGAUCGGACUUUGUCUGGGUGCGGGGCCAUGGAAGCGUGAUGGUCCCAGAACAGUUCGAACUAUUUCCAGAGCUGGCGUGGUUUCGCGACACGGUGUUCCUUUGGAAGAUGUGGGGGUGCUCAAGUCCGAGUGCUCUUCGCCGCAAGUCCAGGGAGGUGAUUUUUCACGACUGUCUGCCUCUGAUUCCCUGCUGAAGUGGCACUACAGGAAGGGCCGUUUCGAAGUGGUUGGCUUCGGGACCAACCUCACCCCAGAGGUCAAUGGCAAACCCACCGGCUUUCUUCGGGGCGUGCUGCGCUGGUUCGGUCAAUACGAGUCCGACAAGAAGAGCCUCAGCCGUGCCAGUCCAUCGGUGCGAAGCUUUUCCAAGCACCAGCCCACUUUUAAACACAGCGUCAUGGACGACUGGGAUCCCUUUGCCGAUCCUGCCGAUGCGCCACCUCCGCCUGCGCGGCCUGCGCCUGUUGCGGUGCCCGUUGCGGUGGACGCCGUCCCAGUGGAGGAAGCCACCGGUGACAUCCCAGACCUUCCCAGCUUAGCCGAGCUGGAACAGCAGCUGCAAAAGGCGCAGUUAGAAAGCUGCCCAGAGCUGGUACAAGCUGCGUUUGCUGGGGAUGAGGCUAAGGUUCAGGAGCUGCUGAAGGGUGGUGCCGAUCCCAACACAAUCUGGCUCAGAGAGGAACGCCUCAAAGGGAGUGAUGGAUGUUGCCAAUGUGCCAUCAGCUGGGAGGAGUACACUGCCCUGAUUGCCGCGUGUAUGGAGUUGAAGACAGAAAUCUGCGAGUUGCUUCUCCUCCAUGAUCAGACUGACAUGAACGUGGUAUGCUGUGGCCUCCAUGAAUUUGGGCCUUACAAACACUUCACGGUGCUGGACUGUGCAGACAUGGCAAAGCAAGUCCAAAGCCCUUUGAUGGAGAAACUGCUGGCCAGGGGGGCCAAGCCUGCUGCCAAAUGCCCCACGCCACCCUGGCCACGAGAGCCUCGAGGUGCCGAUGACAGCGACGACGCGUUGUUGGCGGCGGCGGCGUUGCCGGCGCGGCCCAGCGCGAACGGGGCGGGGCCCUAUGCGGAGCUCCUGGAUGCCAUGCAGCAGAACAGGUGCAAAAGCCUGGAGCUCCGUCAGCGACUCUUUAAGCAGAUGAUGCUAGAGUGGCACCCUGACAAGCGCCCGGCCAGUGAGCGCUCGCUGGCCACUGCAGCGCUGGGAGCUGCCGAUGUCGAGUUGCUGCUGAGCUACCUCACAGCGCCUUAUUUGAGGAUCCCAUUGCUGCUGGGAUUCUUCACAGAUCGACACCGCGCCUCAGCGUUGCGAGAACCACAGCUACAGGUUGUCUUGGAUGCUGCGCUGUUUGAGCCGGGCCAAUGGCAGUCGCCCACGGACUUGCUGAAGUCGCCACCUGACACAGUGCCGGCAGCGGACCGCAGGCACCUGGCCACUGCUGCGGGGCUCUUAUUCAAUGAGCUGAUGAGGUCACCUCAAGCAGUUGUGCAUGCAGUGUUGUGCUUGCUCCAGGUGGCGAUCGAGAAGGAUGUGGGUCGCCCCGAGUCGGCCAACGAUGGCCUGAUCCUCUACGUCAUCCGCCUGGCGACGCGCAUCGAGUCUUACUUGGCUUUCCUGGUGUCUCAUGGCCGCCGGGGAGCGUAUUUGGAGCGUUCUGGGGCGAGCUACGAUGCCUUUGUGAGAAGCUUGGCAGGGCCGCAGGACGACCCCUUGCUGAUGGAGUUGCAGGCAGCUCACCGAGAGAUAAGGACGCAGCUUCAGGGAGAUGUACUGAGGAUGCUCAAGGAUUGGUUGCGAUACACAUCAAAGAGGCCACCGGGGAAGUUCCUGGCCGCCGCGUGCCGCAUCCAUGCGCACGUGGCCCUGAUCUUUAAAAACGUGCCUGAGUUGGACACUGCUGCAGUGUCUGGCUUCCUUUCUGCUCAGGCGUUUUUGAACAUCAACCACCGGCUGGAGGACACAAGCGCAUCAUCAGGAGAGGCUGGGUGCUUGGGAGUUGGAGAGGUGGAACUCUUUGAUGCCUUUGAAUCGCGACGGAGCCGGAUCACAUUGUGGCUUCGUGAAGACGCUGCGCGGGCAAGCUUGGUCCUGCGGAUGGUGGAACAGGCAGUGACAAAUCGCGGCAGGGCAAGUUCGGAGGCGUCUGCCGAAGAAUGGGCUGAAUUGAGACCUGGUGACUUUGUGCCCAAGAAGCAUUUGCCAUCGGAGAGCUGGUUCAGCUCGCAGUCUGGGGAGGCUUUCCACGAGUGGAUGCUGAGAACAACACAGGGGGGUGCAGCAGGGCGACAGGUCUCUAUCAACUUGGGUCAGUAUGGAACGAAACGCGAUGGAUUGGAGCUCUUACCCAGCUGGGCCACGGAUCUCAGUCCGAUGCGGACGGACAAAUAG